UUCAAUGCAAGAGUUAAAAACCAGGUCGGCUGAAGGUAUAUAAAGACAUGGGCUACGAUCUAGUGACACGCUUUUUAACUUCUCCUAUUACGUCAGUACAAGAGUUAAAAACCAGGUCGGCUGAAGGUAUAUAAAGGAAUGAGUUACGUUCUUGACUAUGAUAGUUUUGUAAAGAAAGAAAAGAAUAAGAAUCUUGAAAAAUACGCACACCGUGGAACUUUCUGUAUAUUGAAUUUAAAUAUGUUCGAAUUCACUGCGCUUGUAUUUUCUCCGACGGUGAUGGUGGUUUUUCUGUUGGUGUUUCUGGUCGGACUAUUACUAUUUCGUGUACGAGACUUACCGCCGGGGCCGACACGGAUACCGGUCAUCGGAACGCUGUGGUGGUACGUGCUGCAGCAGCUGCGAGGACGGCGCAUGCCCGUGGCCUUGUUCGAGGAGUCGAGGCGCCAUGGAGACGUACAACUAUAUUAUGUUGCUGGAAACACCAUCGUCUACUUGUUUGGCUAUGACGCUAUACAGGAAGCGUUCGUUAAACGAGCAGAUGACUUUAGCGGGCGACCAGACUGGCUAUUCAAAGAUCUUCCGUCACAUGGUAUAGUUUUCUCAAACGGAACAAAAUGGAGAGCCAUCAGGAAGUUCACGUUGGUCGCUUUGCGGGACUUUGGAGUGGGCAGAACUUCGCUGGAGGAAAAGAUUAUGCGGGAGGUGGACGUGGCCGCGGAACUUUUAAGACAAAACGUCGAACAACCCAUUGAAAUGAGAUGUAUUUUUCACAAAAUGGUGACCAACAUCAUCUUCAAUAUAAUAUUUGGUAAAAGACUGGAGUAUGACAGUCGAGAGUUCGCGGAGGUGUCCGAGAAGAUGCAAAGUAUCCUGACAGACGGCGCUGUCAUAGAGCCGGCCAGCCUCAUUCCCGGGUUCGUAUGGAAACUCAUCGGCAGCGAUAAGCGGGCAGAUGCCAAAGCAACACAGAAGGAGACGUUGGCGUGGGUGUUCAGUUAUGUGGCAGGACAGAUCGAGCAGCACCGGGACACGUUCCAGUCGGACCAUAUCCGGGACUUUGUGGAUCACUAUCUUUUGCAGGAGCGGGAAGACUCAGCUGCCGGUGGGAAAUCAGAAAUCACCAAGGAGCUGAUGUUUGGAGCAAUCAUAGAUAUGUUCGUGGCGGGAACGGACACGACCGCCAACACGCUCAACUGGGCUGUUCUCUUUCUGCAGGAGAACCCGGAAGUGCAGCGCCAGUGUCAGGCGGAGAUCCGAGAGAAAUAUGGAGAACGACAAAUCAACUGGUCCGACAACGGCACUUUACCAUACACAGAGGCAACCAUUCUUGAAAUCCAAAGACUUGGAAAUAUAGCGGAAAUGUCAGUACCACACGCAUGCGUUAAAGAAACAACGUUUCGCGGCUACCGGAUCCCGGCCGGCUCCCUCGUGCAGGCGAACCUUCUGUCCUCGAACCUCGACUCACGUCACUGGGACAACCCCACCCAAUUUUGUCCUGAUAGGCACCUACAAAACGGCAUCCUCAAGAAAAACCCGGCGUUCAUGCCGUUCUCUAUCGGUCCUCGGAUGUGCCUGGGAACACAGCUGGCACGCAUGGAGAUGUUCCUCAUCAUCACCAACCUCCUCCAGCGCUUCCAAUUUAGGCGGGAACAUCAGGACGUUCGCCAUAAUCUCGAAUGUACGGCCGGCCAGCUAACAGCCGCCCCUACUCCGUACCACACCCGGGUCUCAACCUGUGACGUCUGACAUGUAGAUAGUUCCGGAAACGGUACUCCAAUAACUUGAACUGUUGUAGAUGAUAUAAUGUGCGCAGUGUCCCUUCUAUAGACAUGAUUUCCUCAAGAAUCGUUAUGAGAUAGGACAUUGGGUGAUUAGCGCCGCGCUUUAGAACGGCGUCAUUAUGUCAUGAGUUUUUUUUCUCUACUUUGAACUUUGAAAUUGCUAUUUAUUGUUUCUGCCACGUGUUCAAAUAUUGCAAUAAAAAUGCUUAUUAUAAAAAGAAAACCA
This is a messenger RNA of Mya arenaria, 2010 nucleotides long. RefSeq names its product cytochrome P450 2B4-like. Gene Ontology annotation, cellular component: cytoplasm; intracellular membrane-bounded organelle. The transcript is spliced from 7 exons. Gene Ontology annotation, biological process: xenobiotic metabolic process. The coding region runs from base 139 to 1749 and encodes 536 amino acids. NCBI's taxonomy places the organism in Eukaryota, Metazoa, Mollusca, Bivalvia, Myida, Myidae. Gene Ontology annotation, molecular function: heme binding; oxidoreductase activity, acting on paired donors, with incorporation or reduction of molecular oxygen, reduced flavin or flavoprotein as one donor, and incorporation of one atom of oxygen; iron ion binding. The record is from RefSeq and is a predicted model, not a curated record.